AGGUGAUGGCGAAUGUGGUGAUGGAGCAGCUGCUUCCGUCUCUGGAGAAAGACAUGCUGCCUCGUCUCAAAGCCAAGAAGAUGGAGAAGAAGAGAGUUUGGUUCGCUACGGUGGAGGCGGCGUACAUCCUUGUCCAGGAGCAUCUUCUGGAGGGACUGUCGGCGCUGAAGGAGGAAUGUCGGAGGUCUGUGCGGCAGCAGGAAGUGCUGAUCCACUCCGACAUGGACCAGAUCCUCAGAUCCAGACGUCAGCUGGAGGAAAAGGUCCAAGCCAAAGUGUCGGAGGCAGCGGAGAAGCUGUGCUCGGAGUCGGUCCAGCCGUACCUGGGCUCCAUCCUGGAGGAGCUGAUGGAGCCAAUCAGCUCGGGUUUCCAGGAGGGACGACAGCUGAGCGAGAACAUGAUGGACAGUUGUCAGGACGUCCUGGUGGGAGGAGACAAAGAGGAACUGAAGAAG
Molecule: messenger RNA, 455 nt
Organism: Paralichthys olivaceus (Japanese flounder)
Lineage: Eukaryota; Metazoa; Chordata; Actinopteri; Pleuronectiformes; Paralichthyidae
Source: RefSeq, a predicted model, not a curated record